GUCUACGGUAUGAAUAUGCGGGCCGAUUUUUGGCCCAUGGUCUUUCAAACAACCAGGUAUAUUUUCCCAUCCCUAAGUAGUUGGACGUUCACUUAAAAAAAAACUUGUUAAUCAACGAGUUAGACAUGAGUUAAGUCUUGUUCAGCUUGCGAAUUAGCUUGACUCGGUGACUUGUUGAGGUUACUAGUGAGCAGACUCGUUUUUACUCAUGAAAUAGCUCGACAUUGUGGUUGGCAAGCCAACUCAACUAUUGAUCUAUGAGCGAAUCAAUCUAUAUCUUAGAGUUUGCUUGUUGAUAAUUCAUAGGUUUGUUAAAAUAUAUAUAUCAUCCUAUGUGACAUUUAAGACUUUGAGUACGUGAGCAAAUAUGAGAUAUGUCUCAUUUAUAAUUUAAAAAAUGAAUUAUGCAUAAUUGUUUAGAUAUUAAUUACUACGAAAUAACAUUAUAUGGUAUAGUUAAGAUUUAUAAACUAAAUAAUAAUAUGAUACUAACAUAGUAUAUAAAUAUUGGAUUAAUUAAUAGUGAAUUUUUACUACUAUUUUUGUUCAUCAUGACAUAGUCAUGUGUAUCAUGCAUGACAUACAAAUAUAACAAUUGUAUGCUAAUCAAAGAUGGAUUAGGCGAUGAAUAAGAUAAGACACCUAUCUAGAAACUACGUUCUGUAGGCAGCGUGAAUAGACCAAAUGCAAGGGCGUUUCCAGCUGUUGUUCCCCUCCCAAUGGCCGGUUCUUACGCAUUACUCACCUAUACGCCGCAUUGGUAACACUACUUCUCGAUCGACUUGCACAAGUCCACACUUACGUACCACUGCUUAUUGAGUUCGACCAAUCCUUUGGGAUUUCAACAUAACUCUACUAAAAUAAUGGUAUCUCUCUAAGGUUUCUCGGUGUGGAAGAGUUGGGACUCGGUAUGGAAAGGUGGACCGAUUCUUUAGGCCUUCUCGCCUGCUUUAAAGAUGAACCGACCAGCAUCACCACUCGUGCUUCUCCUCUUUCGAAGAACUAUCACUCUGAAGAACAAUGGAGAAGUAGGAAGAUUUCAGCGGCGAUUCAAAUUCAAUAGUAGGUAAAACUAGCCUAAACCCCUUGUUGAAAGAUCCAAAUUGAGAGCAAGGAGUCAAAUAAAUGACCAAAGCAUCGGGAUAUGACACCAAGGUAAAAUACUACCCACAUAAUUAGAUAAUGUCCCUUAAAUUUGAUAAAAGAAAAGCGCAUUAGCGAUUAAUACGAUGUAAUUGGAAAAGUAAGGGUAUUUAAUUACCUUACAAAUUAUUUAAGAGUUUAGUUUAAGGGUUCAACUAUUUAUUAUAAAUGGGUUGCGCUCGAACCGAACCUGUGAACUUAUUGAUGGACAAAACUCGAGUAAAGAUUGUAGACUCAUUAAUGAGUUGAGCUAGAAACAAACAAGAAAUUACUCUCGAACUCGACUCUCACUUAUUAACAACCAAACUCUAAUCAAACAGAACUCGGCUCGCGAUUCAUUUGUGAUCAUAGCCUCACAUAAAGAUGAACAUGUAACUACCCAAAAGCCCAAGAGCGAUGUUGAUGGUCAAGAAGCAUCACUUCUACCACACUUCCCAACUGUAACCAAUUCCUGGAAUAUAUAGAAUAACUCAAACAUGUAUGACCAAAGCUGUGUAACAAUCUUUGAAUGCCUGCAAAUGACAAUCACACACAAGAAUGACCAUUUCACUUACUCCCUAACCAUAUCAAGAUCAAUGUAACAAUCCCUUAAACUUAAUCUUUACAUAUAAAUACAUAAUAAUCUGGCACUUGAUAAAAGCAAUAAAACCCAAAUCUAUGGCGAAAACCACCUUAUUGUUCUUCUUCGCAAACCUCAUUUUCCCUCUCUUCAUAAUCGCCUCACUAAACGUCUCCCCAAUUUUCUGCUACAGAGCCUGGCGGAGGCCGCCAUUCCCUUAUCGCCGCCCACUCCCGUCGCCGCCGCCGCCGCCACCGCAGCCGCUGCCCCACAAGAUCUCCACGGUCCUCAUCUUUGGCGACUCCACGGUGGACACGGGCAACAACAACCACCUCUCCACGGUCUUCAAGGCCAACUUCCCGCCGUACGGGCAAGACUUCCCGGGCCACGUGGCCACGGGCAGGUUCUCGAACGGGAAGCUGGUCCCGGACUUCCUGGCCUCGAUGCUCGGGAUCAAGGACACCGUCCCGCCGUACCUCGACCCGGGCCUCAGACCCCGGGACCUGCUGACCGGGGUCAGCUUCGCGUCGGCCGGGUCGGGCUACGACGAGCGGAUCAGUACCGGGUUCACGAACGUGAUCCCGGUACUAAAGCAGGUCGACCUGUUCAGGAGGUACAUCGAGCGGGUGGAAGGGCUCGUCGAGGAGGCGCGGGCGCUCGAGAUCGUGAACGCGGCGCUCGUGCUCGUCACCGCGGGAACCAACGACAUGACGUUUAAUUUCUACGACGUACCGUCGACGACGAAUAGGAGGGCCGAGUUCAAUCUCAGCGGGUACCAUCAUUUCCUCCAGAACAACCUAGGGAUCUUCGUUAAGGAACUGUACACUCUAGGAGCCCGGAGAAUGCUAAUAACAGGGCUCCCUCCGAUCGGCUGCCUGCCGAUCCAGAAAGCAACCAGGCAUUCCCAAUCCUGCGUAAAACAACAGAACAAAGACGCUCUUUCCUACAACAAGAAGCUCAAGAAACUGCUCCCCAUCCUGCAAUCGGAGCUCCCCCGCAGCAGGUUGAUCUUCGGGGACAUUUACAAGCCGUUCCUCGAGAUGAUCCGAUUCCCCAAGAAAUAUGGAUUUUCAGAGGUGAGCAAAGGAUGCUGUGGAACAGGGAGGUCGAUGGAGAGAUCGAUGCUGUGCAAUCGGAAGACGCCCAAGUGCCACAAUGCUUCUCAGUAUGUGUUUUGGGAUAGCAUCCAUCCUUCGCAGGCGACUUACGAGCUUGCUUCGAAAAGGAUUCUGCUGCGUCUCCUUCCUGAAUUGACAUGAAAAAAACAGGGGAUUCUUGCUCUGUUUCUUUUCCAUGGAAAUUGUCACAGAAUUUGUCGGGUGCAGUUUCAGUAAUAAUUUGAUUAUUAUUAUUAUUAUGAAGGCCAUAAAAUUUAAGCCCAAGUUCUGCUUCGCGGCCCAUUUAGUUGUACUGUAAGAAGCCCAUCCAGUUAUUUAUGAUUUUUAUUAAUUAAUUAUAAAAUAACGGAAUCUGAGAGGCGGGCGCCCGGACCCGGACCCGGACCCGUGAGAAUUGCGCGGGUCGGGGUUUUGAGUUCAGUGUUCUAUUUUAUACCGUUAAAUAUUUUUGUUUUGGGCGGAAAACAAUAAAAAAAAAAAGACAGA
Molecule: messenger RNA, 3306 nt
Organism: Linum trigynum
Lineage: Eukaryota; Viridiplantae; Streptophyta; Magnoliopsida; Malpighiales; Linaceae
Source: the annotation of a GenBank genome assembly